Durio zibethinus is the source of this 1717-nucleotide messenger RNA. RefSeq names its product putative pectate lyase 18. Gene Ontology annotation, molecular function: pectate lyase activity. NCBI's taxonomy places the organism in Eukaryota, Viridiplantae, Streptophyta, Magnoliopsida, Malvales, Malvaceae. The record is from RefSeq and is a predicted model, not a curated record.
UGGAAGUUGGGCACGGUGAGGCAACCUAGAAUCUAGAUGGAAAACGCCACAAAAAAAGGGCAUGGCGAGUGGUGGGGGAGAGAAUUUAAUAGGAGUAACUUUUUUUUUUUAUUUUGUUUUCUUUUUGAGUGUUUGAGCAGCCUUAUUCAGGGCCUUACUUAACGGCAAAAACUACCCAACUGGAAUCCUGUAAAACCUGAAAUCACGAAGAAUGGCGACCCCACAUUGUUAGUUUAAUCACGCCAUUGAGCAAGGCUUUAACCCCUUUAUAAAGACCCCUCUCUUCUUUUCAUUUUUCUCAAGCUCAAACCUCCAUUUUUCUACUGUCUGAACAAUACAAGUGGAAAGGAAAAUGGCUAUCCCUUCACUUUCACUUCUCUUCUUCUUGACCUCUCUUCUAAUCCCAGCUCUCAUCUCCUCUUCCCCAGUUCAGGACCCAGAACUUGUAGUGCAAGAUGUGCACAGGGCCAUCAAUGCGUCUAGGAGGAACCUUGGUUAUCUCUCUUGCGGAACCGGCAACCCGAUUGAUGACUGCUGGCGGUGUGACCCCAACUGGGAGAAGAACCGGCAGAGGCUAGCUGACUGUGGAAUUGGGUUUGGCAAGAAUGCCAUUGGUGGAAGAGAUGGUAAGAUUUAUGUUGUCACUGAUUCUGGUGAUGAUGAUCCUGUUAACCCCAAGCCAGGAACUCUAAGGCAUGCUGUGAUUCAAGAUGAACCAUUGUGGAUCAUUUUCGCUCGUGACAUGACCAUUCAAUUGAAGGAAGAACUCAUCAUGAAUUCUUUCAAGACAAUCGAUGGCAGGGGUGCUAGUGUUCACAUUGCUGGGGGUCCGUGCAUUACCAUACAGUUUGUGACCAACAUUAUUAUUCAUGGACUGAACCUUCAUGACUGCAAACAAGGAGGGAAUGCUAUGGUGAGGGACUCCCCACGGCACUAUGGUUGGAGGACCAUAUCAGACGGUGAUGGUGUAUCCAUCUUUGGUGGUAGCCACAUUUGGGUGGAUCAUAACUCAUUAUCAAACUGCAAGGACGGGCUAAUUGAUGCCAUUCAUGGGUCCACAGCAAUCACCAUUUCAAACAACUACAUGACUCACCAUGAUAAAGUCAUGCUAUUGGGGCACAGCGAUUCCUAUACUCAAGACAAGAACAUGCAAAUCACCAUUGCCUUUAAUCACUUUGGAGAAGGGCUUGUCCAAAGAAUGCCAAGAUGUAGACAUGGGUAUUUCCACGUGGUGAACAAUGACUACACCCAUUGGGAAAUGUAUGCCAUUGGAGGAAGUGGUAACCCAACCAUCAACAGCCAAGGGAACAGAUUUACUGCUCCUGAUGACAGAUUCAGCAAAGAGGUGACCAAGCAUGAAGACGCACCCGAGAGUGAAUGGAGGAACUGGAAUUGGAGAUCAGAAGGCGACAUGAUGGUGAACGGUGCGUUUUUCACACCGUCGGGCGCGGGUGCCUCCUCCAGCUAUGCCAAGGCUUCUAGCUUGGGUGCUAGGCCAUCUUCACUUGUCGCUACGAUAACGACUAAUGCUGGUGCACUUAAUUGCAAGAAAGGCUCUCGUUGCUGAUGGAGAGAGACACAUGAUCGAACACGACACUUUGUUACAAGUGAUUUAAGUGGUGUUCGAGGGCAAUUACAUUUACCAUAUUUUUCUACUUUUUUUUUUUUGUUUUUUCUACUCUGAUGAUUACAACCUCGGCCUGUUCCUCUAAGAACA